AUGAUCAUCAGGCAACUUCCUCAGGACGUCGUCGAAAAGAUUAAAUCCUCGGUCAAUAUCACUUCUCUGAAUGGCGUUGUCUGCGGUCUCAUUACAAAUUCUUUAGACGCCGGCGCAUCCAAGAUCAACAUCUCGAUCGACUACAGCAGGGGAAAUUGUACCGUUGAAGAUAACGGGUCCGGAAUUCCACCCGAAGAAUUUAAAGAUGGCGGGGGCCUCGGGAAGCUCCACCAUACAUCCAAGUUCCCCUCAAGAUCUUCUCUUCAUGGGAAACACGGUGAUUUCCUAGCAUCCCUUGCUACUUUUUCUCUUCUAGCCAUCACAUCUCACCAUCAAAGGCAUAUUUCACACAAUUCUAUCUCGUUUCACAACUCUCGCAUACUGGCUAGACAGUUGCCUUCGACCCCUGAAUCGCGGCUUGUCAACUUUGAUCAUGGCACUCGUACGACUGUUCGAGAUCUCUUCGGCAACAUGCCGGUCAGGGUUAAGCAGAGAGUGACGUUUACUGAAAGAUCUGCUCUUGACAAGGAAUGGUCGAAAUUGAUUCGAGCUGUCGUAGGCCUGCUACUUGCCUGGCCAUUAGGUGUAUCCGUUUCACUCAAGAACGCAGGAACUCAGCGCGAAUUACGGUUUCGACCAGCUGAAAAACCAGACAGCAUGUCUAGAACCUCUCGACUUCUCACACAAGCUGGCCUGGCCGAUUCAGACGACACAGAUACCUGGGUCCCCAUAUCAGCGUCAUGCGGGCCGAUUUCCGUCAAAGGCGCUAUCUCUACGCAUCCUGUUGCGACACGGCGCUCUCAAUUUAUCAGUCUUGGGAUCCAACCAGUCAGUAACGAGUUUGGCACGGAUGUUCUUUAUGAAGAAAUCAACAAGACUUUUGGAAACUCUAGCUUUGGUGUGAUUGAUGGAAAUGAAGACAAUAAUGGUAACUCGCCGAAGCUGGGAGAGUUUACAGGAAGAGAUCUGAGGAGUAGGAAAGUUAUCGAGAGAUGGCCCAUGUUCUAUCUCAAAAUCAGCACUACGGGGUUGGAGGGCUUCGACAACCCAGAUCGACUGGACAGUCAAGGCCAGACCCUGUCCGCCAUCAUUGAUCUUUUGAAGGUAACAUGUUACGGAUUUCUCAAAAAGCAUCAUUUUCGUCCACAAAAAGUUCGAUUAGACCCCGAGGAAUCCUUAUUCUCGACAACAAGAACGUUGGGCCGGUCGAAAAAGCCUAAGAAGCAACCAGCCUCAUCAUCGAAUAGCUCGAGAGCCAGUUCCGUCACUCCUGUCUCCAGAUCUGGUUCACUUGGAGCACGAGCAGAUAGCCCCUUUGAGGGUUGGCACCGGAUCAAAGUUGGGAGAGCUACACCACUCAGCGCCACCUCCAAAGCCGUAGAUGUUCGUACGAAGUUGCGAGAAGAGUCACCGGGGGGUCGUCUUGUUGGAGAAGGGGGGAAACUGUUGCGCAAACCGUUUGAUGAGCCAUCCCCUGAACCAGAAGGCGAGAAAGCAGGCUCGUCUGCAAACAGUGGUGUGAUCUCAGGCGCAUGUACUGUUGACGACACAACAGGUGGUGGUGACACAAGCGGUAGUGUUACCUGUCAAGGUGCACAGAAGCGAGACAAACAUCGUAGCAAAUGGCUCCAGGGUGUCAUCAGGUCAUGGGAGAAUCCAAUUUUUCACCCUGUAGAACCAUCUGUGCCGUGUAUCGACAGCUCAGCAAAAGAUCAGCUGCAUACGUGUGGGCAUGGAAGCGUCCAUGUUGGUUUCGAAACAGGAUCCAUGAGCCUCAGUGGGCGAAUCUCACGUCACGCACUUGCUCGCGCUACCGUGAUAGAACAAGUCGACCGCAAAUUCAUACUGGUGAAACUUCCCCUUGAGCGUGCAGUAUCUGGGGCCUUGGUGCACGAGAAGCAGAGUUCCGCGUUAGUCAUGCUGGACCAGCACGCAGUCGAUGAGCGAUGUCAACUUGAGGACCUCAUGGCGACCUAUUUCACACACGACCCCUUGACAAACCAAACUUCACCAAUCAUGGAACCUCUGGACCGACCUGUAAUCUUCGAAGUCUCAAAAGAAGAAUGGACUCUUCUAGAACAACAUCGCGAUUACUUUGCUGCUUGGGGCAUCACAUACCAAACACCCAACUCCCCACAAAACAAAGUCAGAGUUACAGGUCUCCCUCCAAGCAUCAUCGAACGAUGCAGACUAGAGCCCCGACUUCUUAUCGAACUUUUACGAACAGAAGUUUGGCGAAGUUGCGCGCAUGGUCGACCCAGUAUGGCGCCCUUGAUUGAUCUUGGAGAUGGGGCCAAGUUUGGCGGUUGGCAAGAAUCAAACCGACAAAAGACGGUUCCAUGGAAGAGCUGGAUAGAGGAGUCAUGA
Fusarium subglutinans is the source of this 2367-nucleotide messenger RNA. RefSeq names its product DNA mismatch repair MLH3. Lineage: Eukaryota; Fungi; Ascomycota; Sordariomycetes; Hypocreales; Nectriaceae. The record is from RefSeq and is a predicted model, not a curated record. Gene Ontology annotation, molecular function: ATP-dependent DNA damage sensor activity; ATP binding; ATP hydrolysis activity. Gene Ontology annotation, biological process: mismatch repair. The transcript has 3 exons. Bases 1 to 2367 code for a protein of 788 amino acids. Gene Ontology annotation, cellular component: mismatch repair complex.